CUUCGCUGAGCCCCUCCAACGCAUCAGCGUCUUUCUUGAAUCGUGGGCACCAGAACCUGACACAGGAUCCCGGCUGCCGUCGCACCGGGGCCAAACACAGAGGGGAAAUCACCUCCCUGCAUGUGGGUCCUGCUUCACCCUCCCUCCUCCCCCACUCCCCAGGGCUUAUCUUCACCAACGUGGCCGCAGCUGCGCCGGUUCUCCCCCAGCACAAGGUGGAACUUCGGCACGGGGCAGCGGAGCAUGGGGCGGAUCCAGGAGGAGGCCCAGCGCCUGGCAGGGGAGCUUGGGAACACAACGGGUAGGUGCUUCCUGUCUCACCUGCCGUCGCCCCGUUCCAAGUGCCUCAGCCUGUUUACUAUCUGCUCAGCUCUCUGCUCAGAUUUCUCCCCACGGAGAUCGGUUACUAAUUCACUCACACCGCGUGGGAGCCUCACGGGCUGCAAAGAGACACAUUACGGCGCCACUUGCGGCCUGCACGCCUGGGUGGGGGUCUUGCGGCUCCAUAGCAGCUGGCCAAGGCUGCGGGGGGAGGAAUUUCUGGGCUGGGUGGGCCCUGAGCCUCCCAGGCUGGUCCAUUGCCCUGGCUCCUGGGGCUCCCCUGCCCUCUCCGUGGUGCUGAAAGUCCCAGCACCAUUUGCAGCACGAAUCCGCUUUCCCUGGGCCCUGUGGAGCUCUCUCCCCUUUCCCCCAGGCUCGCCCUUCGACCCCACCUUCCUCCUGGGCUCCGCCGGCUCCAGCAUCAUCUGCUGCCUCGUCUUCGGCAGCCGCUUUGGCUACAAGGACCAGGAGUUCCUCACCCUGCCGAGCUGCAUCAACCAGAACUUUCGCCUGCUGAGCUCCCGCUGGGGCCAGGUGGGGCUGGUGCCGGGGUGGGACCGAGUGAAAGUCACCCCCGUGAUGGAUGGACAGAGAGCUGGGGGUGUCAGGGCAGGGAUGGACGGAUGGACAGAUAGAGGGGUGUGUAGGGGGGUGGAUGGAUGGAUGGAUGGACAGAGGGAGGGGUGGGGGGAGGCGGGAUGGAUGAAUAGACACACAGACAGAUUCUCUUUGUUCUGGAUUUGGACACGUGACCCCCCGUUUCGGUGUCCGGACCCACUGAGAUCCCAGCUGCUCCUGGCUAUUUUGCUGGCCGCCCCCUGGGUGCUGGGCAUGUGCCCUCACCAGCUCCCCCCGUGCCCGUCUCUUGCAGCCCUACAACACGCUCCCGCCCCUCCUGGCCGCUCUGCCGGGCCGCCCCACGCCAUGUUCCACAACGCGGAUGCCCUCAAGCGCCUUGUCUCGGAGAGAGCGAAGCGGCCCCAGGACUCGCUGGGUCCCAGCUCUCCCGACAGCUACGUCGACUGCUUCCUGCUCCAGACGGACCAGGAAAAGCAGAACCCUGACACCGAGUUCACCACCGAGAACUUGGUCAUGACGACGCUGGAGUUGUUCUUUGCCGGGACGGAGACGGUCAGCACCACCCUGAGAUGCGGGAUCCUGCUUCUCAUGAAGUAUCCUGAGAUAAAAGAGAAAGUUCACAAGGAGAUUGUCCAGGUGAUUGGGCGGUCCCGCCUGCCGGCAACCGAGGACCGGAGCCACAUGCCCUACACCGACGCCGUGAUCCACGAGGUGCACAGAUUCGCCGACGUCAUCCCCAUGAGCCUCCCGCACAUCACGACCCAGGACGUCCAGUUCAGAGCAUACGUGAUCCCCAAGGGCACCACCCUCAUCCCCUUGCUGAGCUCAGUCCUCUGGGAUACAAGUCAGUUCAAAAACCCGGAUGUCUUUGACCCCGGGCAUUUCCUGGAUGGGAGCGGGCACUUCCAGAAGAGCAAUGCCUUCAUGCCAUUCUCUGCAGGGAAGUGGGUGUGUCUGGGCGAGGGCCUGGUCCGCAUGGAGCUCUUCCUCUUCUUCACCACGGUCCUGCAGCGCUUCGCCCUCAGCUCGCCCGUUGACCCCCAGCAGCUCAGCCUGGCUCCUGGCGUCAGCAAUCUAGGGAAGGUGCCACAGUGCUACCAGCUCUGCCUCCGCCAGCGCUGACGGGGUAAGCAGCAGCAGCCGCAUGAGGACAGCAGCAGCCAUGAGCUAAGCAGCAGAAAGUCACCUCCUCACAUCCCUAAAUUGCAUCAAAGCAGCGUCAUCUGGGGCCAUGGAGAAGGACCCUGUCCUCGUGGUGUCCACCGCUCCCAGAUAAAGACACCGAUCUUCAGAUGUUUACAGAAAACUUUGGUUGGGAGCACCAGUCUGGCAAGGAACCGCUGUGAUUGUGAAAUCUAUAUUGUUUUGCCUUUACGGUCCCCACUUCCCUCUUGUUUCUCUGUAUGGUUUCUGGCUGCUUCUGUGACUGUUUCUAGCUGGUGUAGAACUCAUUGGGGGAGAUUGUUCCUGUCUCCUUUUGGAAGGUUUAGAGCCACUAGGUGGGUGGGGUGGGAUGGGCUGAAGAAUUGUUUCGCCAUCUGUUAGGAUUGGUCACAGAAUUAUUUUGGAACAUUUUAGUAAAACGCUUGGCUAAGGUCUAGCGAAGCAGGACUCAAGUUUAACAAUAGAAACCAGGGUUCCAAAAGAAGUUCUUUGGAACCAACUCCAGGACCCAGCCCAGGAUCCGAGCUGCCAGACCUCAACCCCCUGCCAAUGACACCAUGCAGAAGCUGGAGUCCCCAGACGAGCUAAUUGUGACUGGCCACCGGGAAAAGUUCGUCUGCCUCGUUGGGAGUGGUGAGCAGUGUAUCAGCAGUGGGUGCCUUUGGUUUGGUGAUUGUUACUAAACAGAGGUGUGGUUUUCAUUCAGGAAACACAUGGGGUUGAAUUUACCUGGGGUUUUAAACUCCUUGGAGUCGAGGCGCAGAACCUGCUGGAAAGGCAGCAGAGCGGAGACGGGGAGUAAUUCGGAGUAGACGUACUACUGCUUGGGAGUGACUGCCUAGGACCAAACAAACUUCUGCUCCACGCUGUACUUAGCGAGCAAGGCGCAGCUGGGCCCGCUCCGGGACGGCAGCUGUGAGUGAGCGUAACGCCCGCUGGAAAUGAGCUACAAUGAGUAGCAAAUAGCGAGCUGCAAUUGGCAAGUAUUGAUUAACAAUGACUGCUAAUUACAAAUAAAGCACAUUGUAGGCAUGUGAGAAAUGAGUCAGUACGGACGGUUGAAAAUCAAUACACAAUUAGCAAUUAGCUUGUGUUCACAAUUAAUAAAUGCACACACUACUAAUUAA
Caretta caretta (loggerhead turtle) is the source of this 3191-nucleotide messenger RNA. NCBI's taxonomy places the organism in Eukaryota, Metazoa, Chordata, Testudines, Cheloniidae. The record is from RefSeq and is a predicted model, not a curated record.